Drosophila persimilis is the source of this 2306-nucleotide messenger RNA. Its product is annotated as major facilitator superfamily domain-containing protein 1. The record is from RefSeq and is a predicted model, not a curated record. The transcript is spliced from 7 exons. Gene Ontology annotation, cellular component: lysosome. Gene Ontology annotation, biological process: transmembrane transport. NCBI's taxonomy places the organism in Eukaryota, Metazoa, Arthropoda, Insecta, Diptera, Drosophilidae. Bases 524 to 1999 code for a protein of 491 amino acids. Gene Ontology annotation, molecular function: transmembrane transporter activity.
UUGUGAGUGGUGUGUACCUGUCCGUAUAUGCAUAGACAAACAGUUAGCUUGUUUUCAAUACGCAAAUAAAGUAAUAAAACCUUAAACCCUGGUGUCAAAGCUCAAAUUUAAGGCCGCAACAUACGGUGCGAGCUUAAUUGAUUGCCAUUUACCGUUAACGUCAACAAACGGAAAACAAGAUCUGCCGUGUUUAAACAGAUCUACCUGCGUGGGGCUCUUUUGUAUCGAUUAUCCUUUAUAACCGCCCACGCCUGGCACUCCCCCUCCGAGACAGCUCUCGUCCAUCUGUGGGAAUAAUCAAUACACAACAACAAAGUCAUGGUGCGGUCUAGUGAUAAGCAGCAACAGUAGGGCCGCAGCCCAGCCCCCAGCCCACCGCCCACAAAAGCAACCAACCAAUCGAGCAACCCAUCACCCCCAUCGUCAAACCGCAUUGACAGGAAGAACAGUCAAAAGCAAUUACCAUUCUCCAUCCCCCAUUCCCCCAAGCGCACCUGCAAUUUCCGUUGCCUAGAAAAAAACGAUGACACGCGAAGAACGUCAACGAAUUGUGGACACGUCGAAUAGCAGCAGCAGCGGUGAGGAUGAGGCCAGGCCUGUGGUGCGGAGGCGGAGCAUCCGCGACACGGUGCUGUCGCCGCCCAAGGAGGAUACGGGAUGCUGUGAUCCCUCCAGCACGCCGCACCGUUUUCUCGCACUGGUGUUUAUGUGCCUCCUGGGAUUUGGUUCCUACUUUUGCUACGAUAACCCCGGGGCUCUGCAGGAUGUUUUCCAAAAGGAGCUGGACCUCAACUCGACCGAAUUCACGCUGAUCUAUUCUAUCUACUCGUGGCCGAACAUUGUGCUCUGCUUCGUGGGCGGUUUCCUGAUCGAUCGCGUCUUUGGCAUCCGUCUGGGCACCAUCAUCUAUAUGCUGAUUGUGCUCGUCGGGCAGUUGAUAUUCGCCACUGGCGGUGUCCUGGGUCAUUUUUGGUUGAUGAUCAUUGGUCGCUUUGUGUUCGGCAUUGGAGCAGAGUCGCUGGCUGUGGCCCAGAACAGCUAUGCGGUGCUGUGGUUCAAAGGCAAGGAAUUAAAUAUGGUCUUUGGCCUGCAACUGUCGGUGGCCCGCUUCGGCAGCACCGUAAAUUUUUGGAUAAUGCAGCCCCUGUAUGGCUAUGUCUCAAAAUCGUACGCUGGCUACACUGGACUGGGUGUGGCCCUGUUUCUGGCCUCCACCACCUGUGUCAUGUCUUUGAUUUGCACUCUGAUUCUGGGUUGGAUGGACAAACGGGCCGAGCGCAUUCUGAAGCGUAAUAACAAUCCGGGUGGAGAGAUUGCCAAGCUGAGCGACAUAGUCACCUUCAAGAUGGAUUUCUGGAUGGUAUCGGUGGUGUGCGUGGCCUACUAUGUGGCCAUCUUCCCCUUCGUUGCCUUGGGACAGGCCUUCUUCGUGAACAACUUCCACAUGACGCCAGACGAGGCGAACACUGUCAACUCGAUUGUCUACCUGAUCUCGGCUAUUGCCUCGCCAUUGUUUGGAUUCAUCAUCGAUAAGGUGGGGCGCAAUGUAACCUGGGUGUUCUGUGCCACCAUCUCCACGUUUGUGGCUCAUGCUCUGCUGACAUUCACCCACCUGGACCCGUACAUUGGCAUGAGCAUUAUGGGGCUCUCCUAUUCCAUGUUGGCUGCCAGUCUUUGGCCGUUGGUUUCCCUGAUUGUUCCCGAGUAUCAGUUAGGCACAGCAUAUGGCUUCUGCCAGUCUGUACAGAAUUUGGGCCUGGCUGUAGUGACCAUUGUGGCUGGCAUCAUUGUGGAUAGUAGUGGUGGCAGCCACUUCUGGCUGCAGCUCUUCUUCAUGUUGUUCUUGCUGAUUUCUCUGAUGGCAACCUGUGCGAUCUGGGCCUACAAUCGCAAACAUCAGGGCAAUUUGAAUAUGUCGCCAGCACAGCGGGCCACGUACCACACAUCGAUCUCAAUCCGACGCGCAACUGUGGAUCGACGGCCUCUUUUGGGCCACUAAAAAUGUACUACUAUACUAACUAUACUCGCAUAAGAACAAAUAACCCAAUUGUGAUGUUACCGCCAUCUCUCUAUAGUACUUGACUUGUUAUGCAACGUUGGAGCACAUUCUGCUAACCGCACAAAUGUCGUGGAUCCUUGGUCGUUAUCGUAUUCGUAUUCGUUCCGUUCAACUCCUAGCCAAUAUCCAAAUACUAUUAUACAUAUCAGUAUAUGCAGAAAUUAUUGUUAUAAUUGUGGAUUAUUGUUUUGUUUUAAAAUAAAUUAAUGUAAAUGUACAUUCACCGAAAAAAGCAAAAUUAAAUGCA